GGAACCCGUUGUUUCAAGCGGGUUUGCUUGCUCAUGUCGUGACUGUCCUGACUCAUGCCCUGCCGAAACCUCUUUUGAUGUGUUGGAGUCACCAGGACCACUGACACUAUAUGUAGAUGGAGCGUAUUUGGUGAUGGCCAUCAUCUGUGUUAUUCUUGUUCAAGUUAUAAUCACUGUGUAUGCUUACUACAGUGGUCUACGUACAUCAGAAUGGAAGAAUGCUUCUAAUGACACCAGUCCAAGACCUAAUAAGAAACGGUGUCAGUGGUUAUCAAAUGUUCUAUGCAACUGGUGUUUUUCGUCUUUAUUUUUACAUAAAUUAGGGUUAAAGAUUGAGAACGUCUUGUACUUUUACUUUUCUCGAUGGGGUAAAUUUGUAGCUUGCCAUCCUAUUCCCAUCAUGGUGUUGUCGGUCUUACUUAGCCUUAUUUUAGGGUUGGGCCUUGUACUUAAGUUUACAGUAACCACUGACCCAGUUGAUCUGUGGGUAUCUGGAGCUAGCCAAGCCCGCCAAGACAUGGAAUACUUUAAUAAACAUUUUGGGCCAUUUUACAGAGUACAACAAAUUAUCGUCACUUCUACGAACAAUGAAUUCUUUAAUGCAACAGUUGACCAGGAAGAGCAUACUUGGGGUCCGGUAUUUCGUGAAGAUUUCCUAUUAGAAGUGUUGGACCUUCAGAAAUCAGUAGAAGAGCUGGUUGCUUUCCAAAAUGGUUCAAAUAUCACUCUGUCAGACAUAUGUGUAGCUCCUCUCUCGCCACUAAACAAUGCUUGUGUGGUCCAGAGUGUCUUCAGCUUCAACUAUACUUAUUUUACAAGUACAACAGGAUCACUUCCACAGAAUUAUUUGUCUCACUUAUUAAAGUGUAUCAGAAAUCCCAUCCAGUAUGCCUGUUUUGCUCCUUACAAUGGACCACUGAUACCAGCUGCUGUUGUUUUUGGUGGUUUUCACAAUGAUAGUUUCCAAACUUCCACAGCUCUUGUUCUCACUUUUCCUGUAAAUAAUUACUACGAUGCUAGUCAGAAUAAAGCUGCUUUGGCCUGGGAGAAAGUGUAAGUGAUGUGAGA
Molecule: messenger RNA, 1068 nt
Organism: Limulus polyphemus (Atlantic horseshoe crab)
Lineage: Eukaryota; Metazoa; Arthropoda; Merostomata; Xiphosura; Limulidae
Product: Niemann-Pick C1 protein-like
Exons: 5
Coding region: 134-1057 (307 amino acids)
Source: RefSeq, a predicted model, not a curated record